ACGAAAGAUAGCAACAGAGUGCUUACUUGGUCAGUGUGAUAUCAUAGUAAUAACAAUUUUGUAAUUAUAACAUUAAUUUGCAGACUUAUGACGUGCUAUUAAAUUGUCUUAUGUAAUUUUAUUAAAUGUUUUAGAAAAUUUUUAAUUUAUUUUGUAUUACGGAUGUAAUAUGACAGUGUUACAGUAGAUCAUUAUAUGCCUAUAACAUGGGCAAUUCAGCAAGUUUGAAAAAUCAUGUUGAAACAUCUAAGAAAACAGGUGUGUUAAAUCUAUCUGAUAGUCACCUUAAACAAUACCCAGAAACUAUAGAUGUAUUGCAUCCGUAUUUAAGAACUCUAGAUUUAUCAAAGAAUAAAUUUAAAUCAUUGCCAAAAACAGUAGGUCAAUUCAAAGAAUUAAAAGUGUUGAAUAUAAGCAAUAAUUCAUUAGAAACUUUACCAGAUGAAAUAAAUAACCUGUUAAAAUUAGAGACACUUCAAUUAAGUUGUAAUCUGCUUAAAACAAUACCAAUACUUAAUAAUCUUUCAAAUUUAAAACGUGUGUCAAUUGGAGAUAAUCAAUUAAGCAUAUUUCCAGAAUUUUUAUGUCAAUUAAAACACUUAGAAACAUUAGAUUUAUCUAAAAACAAAAUUACUCAAGUACCUGAGUGCAUAAAAGAAUCAAGAUUAGUAGAACUUAAUAUAAAUCAGAACCAAAUAAGAAAAUUACCUGUUGCUCUUGCAGAAUGUACAAGAUUAAAAACAUUACGAAUAGAAGAAAAUUGUUUAGAACUAGUUGACAUUCCUAGAGAGGUAUUAAAAUCAUCUAAAAUUUCAUUAUUAUGUGCAGAAGGUAAUUUAUUUGACAUGAAGUCAUUAAUGGGUAUAGAAGAAUAUGGAAUUUAUAUGGCACGAUAUACUGAAGUAAAAAAAAAAAUGUUUUAAAUUUAAUUUUUGUAAUUUCUUACAUAAAUUAUUUUUUGUAAAUUUUUUAUUUUAUUUAGAAGUUAUAACACUAGUCUAUUGGAAUCCCUAAUUAAUUAAAUGUUUAUAGUAGGUUUGGUUCAUUAUUGUUAUUCAGAAUUUUGUAUUACCUGAAGUUUAAUUAUUAUUGUGUUUAAAGGUUACAUACUAUUUAUUUAUACAAUUUUAUGUUUAUUUACAACAUAUUUAUUA
Messenger RNA from Daktulosphaira vitifoliae (grape phylloxera), 1154 nucleotides. RefSeq names its product leucine-rich repeat-containing protein 57-like. Gene Ontology annotation, molecular function: protein binding. Lineage: Eukaryota; Metazoa; Arthropoda; Insecta; Hemiptera; Phylloxeridae. The transcript has a single exon. The coding region runs from base 207 to 923 and encodes 238 amino acids. The record is from RefSeq and is a predicted model, not a curated record.